Molecule: messenger RNA, 1188 nt
Organism: Penicillium paradoxum
Lineage: Eukaryota; Fungi; Ascomycota; Eurotiomycetes; Eurotiales; Aspergillaceae
Product: transcription initiation factor TFIID subunit 11 family protein
Exons: 2
Coding region: 1-1188 (395 amino acids)
Biological process (GO): transcription initiation at RNA polymerase II promoter; RNA polymerase II preinitiation complex assembly
Cellular component (GO): transcription factor TFIID complex; nucleus
Molecular function (GO): transcription coactivator activity; protein heterodimerization activity
Source: RefSeq, a predicted model, not a curated record
AUGUCGUCACCACCACCGUACCAAUCAUCAUCCAAUCCCCUCAAACGCCCCUCAAUCUCCACCUCUGCCUCGCAACCACUCGGCAAGAAGCAGCGCAUGCACCCACUCCGCCAGACUUCCUUCCCAACCGGCCUCGAUGCCGGAGAGCGCAGUUUCGGAGGCACUAGUGAUGCCGGGAGCGUGACAGGCAGUUUCACAGGAAGUCUGGGCGGCACAAGUGCGGACGGAGUAUUCUCUGCUGCACGGGGGAAGAAGCGAGGGCGCAAAAGCAAAGCUGAGAAAGAGCGAGAGCGAGAGCGAGAGGAUGCUCUCAGCGCCAGGGCGGGAGAUUCUACACGAUUUGGGUCCGUUGAUAACGAGGGGUCAAUCCGAGGCGGUCCUUCUGGCAGUGGAGGUGGUGCGGGUGCAGAUGAUGGAGAUGAUUACGACGACGACGACGAGGCAGAGUUAUUUGGGCAGCAAGAAGGAGCUACGGAUACCGAGGCCGAGAAAAAGAACCUAGCGAUCCUGGUUGAUGCUUUCAACCCUAUGCAAUCGGAGAGAUAUGAUCUCUUCAAGCGGGCGAAGCUGCGCAAAGAAACCCUCCGUCGUAUCGUCAAUCAUGCCCUUUCACAAUCCGUUCCGGCCAGUGUGGUAACGACCGUCAACGGCUUCACCAAGGUCUUCGCUGGUGAAGUGAUCGAAAUGGCGCGCACAGUUCAAGCUCAGUGGGCUGAUGCCCACGAUCUCGCUGCACGCGAGGCGUUUGAGGCUGAAGAAGCAGCGGCUGAAGCUGCUGCUCAGGCGAAAGCCGCAGCGUUGAACGCAAAUUCCAAACCUUCUACACCAACUCCCGUGGGCACUCCGGUUCCCGGAUCGGCGUCAGCCUCUUUUAGCAACGGAAUCAAGAAAGAGCCGCAUGAUACCAGCCGUACACCUACACCCUCUAUCCCUCUUCACCAAAACUCGACAUCCUCUCCUCGCCUAACUCCUGUUCCUCUCCGCCCAAAACGCGAAUUCCGUCCCCCGCCCAACCCCCAUCGCGGCCAGCUCCUACCCUCGCAUCUCCGUGAAGCGGUACGGCGCACCAAGCGUAAUGGCGAAGGUGGUGGAGUGGGUUAUUCAGGAUUGAGUCUGGAGAAUAUGGGGGUUCGAGGUUCAUUCACGUGGAAUUCAGGAAGUGCUGGUGGAAGAAGGCUCUUCCGAUAA